Molecule: messenger RNA, 8556 nt
Organism: Psylliodes chrysocephalus
Lineage: Eukaryota; Metazoa; Arthropoda; Insecta; Coleoptera; Chrysomelidae
Source: the annotation of a GenBank genome assembly
AUGUCCAGACGAUCAACAACUGAAAAUGUCUCAUCACCUAGAAAGAACGGAGCCUUGAGUUCACCAAACAAGACGCCCAACAAAAGAACUAGAAUGUCUACAACAUCAGAUGCAGAUAAUUUCGACACCUCCGACUCAGGGUGGUCUACCAAAACUCUCCAAAACACCAUACCGGACUUGCGAGAAUCAGAAAUUGAAGCUUUCAGAGCCAGUACAUCGCCUGCAUUGAAUUUCAUAACCUCUACAGCCAGAAAAAGCAAACGAUCCAAAUCUCUAUCGGCAACGACGUCGGUUGCGGACCACAAUUACUGCAAACGUGGCAGCAAAUCAUUAUCGGAUACUAAUCCAGAAGAUUUUGCAGAUAACGAAAGCGGCAUUGACGAUUUAGAAGAAGAGUUUCCAACAAAAAGACUGCCAGCUCCACGAUCCAAAUCCAUGGGUUCUAAACUUCAAACGCCUAUUAAGAAUAAGUUUCUAUCUAGAUCCAAUAGGAUUAUGUUACUGCAGAAGGAUUUAGACCUUCAUUCGCCGAUUAAGUCAGAGAAGCUGACCAAAUCUUUAGUUUCUACGCUACGCACUCCCGAUCAAAGUAGAAAAUCGGGUUCAAAACUUGGCGUUAGAUGGUCUAAAUCUUUGGUUUCGAUUCACACUCCAGAAUCAACCAAAAUGUCGGCUACAUCCCGAAAAUAUUCAGUUCAAAAUGAUGAAGUAUCAACUAGUGAAACAUUUGAUGGAAUGUCAAAUUCUAAAAUCGGCACACCUAUAUUAUCGCUAUCUACAACUCUUAAUUUGAGUAGAAUGUCUUCAAAAUCACGCAGAUCUACAAUGGCAGAUGCGUCACAAAAUGAAAGUGUCUUUGAAGAUGUAUCGCCUAUUGGAUCAGGCGGUAGAAUGUCGUACAGAUCGCGCACAUUCACAAUUGAAGAUGACGAAUCGCCAACGAAAACAGGAGAUAAAGCUUCGAUUUCUACAACUCUUAAUAACAGUAGAAUGUCUUCAAAAUCACGCAGAUCUACAGCAGCAGAUGAUUCACAAAAUGAGAGUGUUCAAUAUGUAUCUCCUAAUAAAUCAGGCGAUAGAAUGUCGUCUAGAUCGCGCAAAUCCACAAUUGAAGUUGAUGGUAACCUUGAAUCGCCUACGAAAACAGGAGAUAUAUUGUCGAUGUCUUACAGCAGAAUGUCUUCUAAUUCACACAAAUCUACAAUAACAGAUGAUUCACAAAAUGAAAGUGACUUUGAAUAUGUGUCUCCUAAUAAAUCUGGCCAUAGAAUGUCAAGAUCGCGCAAAUCCACAAUUGAAGAUGAUGGUAACCUUGAAUCGCCUACAAAAACGGGAGAUAGAUUGUCGAUGUCUACAGCUCUUAAUAACAAUAGAAUGUCUUCUAAAUCACGCAUAUUUACAGUAACAGAUGAAUCACAAAAUGAGAGUGACUUUGAAGAUGUUGUAUCCCCUAGUAGAUCAGGAGAUAGAAAGUCUAAAUCUUUGGUGACGACAAAAGAAACUCCAAAUCAAUCUAGAAUGUCAUCAAGAUCGCGCAAAUCCACAAUUGAAGAUAAUGGUAAUCAUGAAUCGCCUAAUAAAACAGGAGAUAGGCUGUCGAUUUUUACAAAUCUUAAUAACAGUAGAAUGUCUUCAAAAUCGCGAAGAUCUACAACAGCAAAUGAGUCACAAAAUGAAAGUGAAUUUGAAGAUGUAUCCCCUACUAGAUCAGGCGAUAGAAUGUCUAAAUCUUUGGUGACGGAAAAAGAAACUUCAAAUCAAUCUAGAAUGUCUUCAAUAUCACGCAAAUCCACAAAUGAAGAUGAUGGUAAUCAUGAAUCGCCUACUAAAGCAGGUGAUAAACCUUUGAUGUCUACAACUCUUAAUAAUAGUAGAAUGUCUUCAAAAUCACGCAGAUCUACACCAGCAGAUGAGUCACAAAAUGACAGUGUCUUUGAAUAUGCAUCUCCUAAUAAAUCAGGCGAUAGAAUGUCGUCAAGAUCACGAAAAUCCACAAUUGAAGUUGAUGGUAACCUUGAAUCGCCUAAAAAAACAGGAGAUAGAUUGUCGAUGUCUACAGCUCUUAAUAACAGUAGAAUGUCAUCUAAAUCUCGCAAAUCUGCAGUAGCAGAUAAAUCACAAAAUGAAAGUGACUUUGAAGAUGUAUCCCCUAGUAGAUCAGGAGAUAGAAAGUCUAAAUCUUUGAUGACGGCAAAACAAACUCCAAAUCAAUCUAGAAUGUCAUCAAGAUCGCGCAAAUCCACAAUUGAAGAUAAUGGUAAUCACGAAUCGCCUACUAAAACAGGAGAUAGGCUGUCGAUUUUUACAAAUCUUAAUAACAGUAGAAUGUCUUCAAAAUCGCGAAGAUCUACAGCAGCAACUGAGUCACAAAAUGAAAGUGAAUUUGAAGAUGUAUCCCCUAGUAAAACAGGUGAUAGAAAGUCUAAAUCUUUGGUGAUGGCAAAAGAAACUCCAAAUCAAUCUAGAAUGUCAUCAGGAUCGGGCAAAUCCACAAAUGAAGAUGAUAGUAAUCAUGAAUCGCCUACUAAAACAGGAGAUAGACCUUCGAUGUCUACAACGCUUAAUGACAGUAGAACGUCUUCAAAAUCACGCAGAUCUACAGCAGCAGAUGAGUCACAAAAUGACAGUGUCUUUGAAUAUGCAUCCCCUAAUAAAUCAGGUGACAGGAUGUCAAGAUGGCGAAAAUCCACAAUUAAAGAUGAUGGAAAUCUUGAAUCGCCUACGAAAACAGGAGAUAGAUUAUCGAUGUCUACAGUUCUUAAUUACAGUAGAAUGUCUUCUAAAUCACGCAAAUCUACAAUAGCAGAUGAAUCACAAAAUGAAAGUGAAUUUGAAGAUGUAUCCCCUAGUACAACAGGUGAUAGAAAGUCUAAAUUUUUGGUGAUGGCAAAAGAAACUCCAAAUCAAUCUAGACUGUCAAGAUCGCGCAAAUCCACAAAUGAAGAUGAUAGUAAUCAUGAAUCGCCUACUAAAACAGGAGAUAAACCUUCGAUGUCUACAACUCUUAAUAACAGUAGAAUGUCUUCAAAAUCACGCAGAUCUACAGCAGCAGAUGAGUCACAAAAUGACAGUGUCUUUGAAUAUGCAUCCCCUAAUAAAUCAGGCGAUAGGAUGUCAAGAUGGCGAAAAUCCACAAUUAAAGAUGAUGAUAACCUUGAAUCGCCUACGAAAACAGGAGAUAGAUUGUCAAUGUCUACAGCUCUCAAUUACAGUAGAAUGUCUUCUAAAUCACGCAAAUCUACAGUAGCAGAUGAAUCACAAAAUGAAAGUGAUUUUGAAGAUGUAUCCCCUAAUAGAUCAGACUAUAGAAUGUCUAAAUCUUUGGGGACAGGAAAAGAAAUUCCAAAUCAAUCUAGAAUGUCGUCAAGAUCGCGCAAAUCCACAAUUGAAGUUGAUGGUAAUCUUAAAUCGCCUACGAAAACAGGAGAUAGACCUUCGAUGUCUACAACUCUUAAUAACACUAGAAUGUCUUCAAAAUCGCGAAGAUCUACAGCAGCAGAUGAGUCACAAAACGAAAAUGAAUUUGAAGAUGUAUCCCCUAAUAAAUCAGGCGAUAGGAUGUCAAGAUGGCGAAAAUCCACAAUUAAAGAUGAUGAUAAUCUUGAAUCGCCUACGAAAACAGGAGAUAGAUUGUCAAUGUCUACAGCUCUCAAUUACAGUAGAAUGUCUUCUAAAUCACGCAAAUCUACAGUAGCAGAUGAAUCACAAAAUGAAAGUAAUUUUGAAGAUGUAUCCCCUAGUAGAUCAGGCGAUAGAAUGUCUAAAUCUUUGGUGACAGCAAAAGAAACUUCAAAUCAAUCUAAAAUGUCAUCAAGAUCGCGAAGAUCUACUACAGCAGCAGAUGAGUCACAAAAUGAAAGUGAAUUUGAAGAUGUAUCCCCUAGUAAAACAAGUGAAAGAAAGUCUAAAUCUUUGGUGAGAGGAAAAGCAACUCCAAAUCAAUCUAGAAUGUCAUCAAAAUCGCGCAAAUCGUCAAUUGAAGAUGAUGGCAACAUUGAAUCGCCUACGAAAGCAGGAGAUAGGCUGUCGCGUUUUACAACUCUUAAUUUGAAUGGAACAACUUCAAAAACACACAGAGCUACAGUAGCUGAUGAAUCACAAGAUGAAAGUAUCUUUGAAGAUGUAUCGCCUAGUAGAACAUUUGAUAAAAUGUCAAAAUCUAAAAUUGACACUCUUAAUCAGUCUAGAAUGUCAUCAAGAUCCCGCAAAUCCACAAUUGAAGAUGGUGACAACCUUGAAUCUCCCACUAAAACAGGAGAUAGACUGUCUAUGUCUACAACUCUUAAUCAGACUAGAACUUCUUCAAAAUCACGUAGAUCUACAGUAGCAGAUGAGUCGCAAAAUGAAAGUAACAUUGACGUUGAAUCUCCUAGUAAAACAUUUGAUAGAAUGUCUAAAUCUUUGGUAACUGGAAAAGAGACUCCAAAUCAGUCUAGAAUGUCGUCAAGAUCACGCAAAUCCACAAUUGAAGUUGAUGACCUUGAAUUACCUAUGUCUACAACUAAUAAUCAGAGUAGAAAGUCUUCAAAAUCGCGCAGAUCUACAGCAGCAGACAACGAUUUAAAUAUGUCGAUUAUAUCAAUUGAAGAUAGAUUGUCCACAUCUUUGACAUCUGCAGCAGGAACCCCUAAUCAAUCUAGAAUAUCAUCUAGAUCACGCAAAUCUACACUACAAGAUGAUACCUUGUCAAAAUCUUUUGUGUUUACUUCUGCAACUCCCAAUCACAAUAGGAUGUCUUCCAAGUCACUUGGGGACGAUAGUAUUUUGACACCACCUACAAAAAUUGGAGGUAGAGUAUCUAAAUCGUUGUCCAAAACAGCAACUCUUAAUCAAAGUAGAAUAUAUUCUAAAUCAUCUUUGACACCUGCAGUAGAAACUCCUAAUCAGUCUAGAAUAUCUAGAUCAAAAAAAUCUGCAAUACAAGAUGAAAGUGUCACAAAUUUGGAAGAACCAUCACCUAAGAAACAAGUAUCUGUGACAUCUGUGAUACUGACUCCUAAUCAGUCUAAGAUAUCUUCAAGAUCUCGCACAUCUACAGUGCAAGAUGAGAAUACCGUUAUUGAUUUACUAGAUGGAUCACCCUUAACAUCAGCAAAUGUUACCGUAGAAACUCCUGCUCAGUUUAGAUUAUCAUCAAGAUCUCGAAAAUCAACUGUACAAGAUGAUAGCAACUUAGACGAGUUCGCACACAUUCCAUCGCCUGUUCAACUAAACGUUAGAAUAGCAAAUUCUUUAGUUUCGAAAUUAGAGACGCCAGAACAGAGUAGGAUAUCUUCCAGGUCUCGUAAAUCUACAUUGAAUAACGAUUUCGACCUCCCGUCGCCAAUUCAAGCAGAAAACUUAGCGACGAAGUCUUUCAUUUCAAAACUACGAACUCUAGAGCAUACAAGGAAGUCAUCCAGAUCCAGACGAUCAACUUUAACGGGAGAUUUCGAAUACACUUAUCCUGCGGCGAACAAAUCUUUAGAAGCCGCCUCGAACACCUACAAUCUUGUUGAAACUAUGCCCGCAGAUGCGACAAACAAAGACAGAACUUCCAACGGUUUUUCUGUAAUUAGUUUAAACGAUUCCUCUGAAGAUGUAGAUGAUGCAUUCAACACUACCUCCAAGUCAGAUAGAAGGAGUUCCAAGAACAGUACGUACAAGGUUUCUGGAGACCCCACUAUAAUUACCAUAAACGAUACUGCAGACGACGAAGAUUUGGAAACAACCCGAAGAUCGGAGAGACGAACCAAAUCAACACCUUACAUACCUAUAACCGAGGAUAUCACUCCAGCUAGCACCAGGAAGGUACCGGCGGCCCAAAAAUCGCCCGAAAACGAUCUAACAAACGUACAAGGCGUCAAGAAACUCUUCGCCACUCCCAAGGAGGUCAAAUCGCCCAAGAACGAUCUCACCAAGGUGCCCAAUUUGAGAAGGAUCAUGUCGCCGAGGCAACAGAACAGUCCCAGGAACCGUUUGAGCGAUUUCAAGGGCGUGAGGAAGCUGUUGAAGUCGCCGCGCGCGAUGAAGCAGCCUUUGAACGAUCUACGCGACGUUCGGGGACUGAAGAAGUUGAUGGCUACGCCGAGAGGGGCUCAGAAGGAACCGUUGAACAGGUUGUCCGAUUUCGAAGGAGUCGCGAAUUUGUUCAAAGCGGGCUCGCACAGGCUCAGCAAUACCAGCGAUAUCGAGAACAACGCGGAGUUGUUUAGCAAAAUUUUCGAUCGACAACCUUUGAAGACUUACAGGAGCAAAAGCAUGAGCAUGUCUCCUGAAAAGCAAAUCGACGCCUAUGGGGCUACAAGAAAGAGCAUUCACGAUAAGCCGUUCGUUAGUCCAAGAGUUGGAGAUUGGAUUGAAGAACAAGCAACUUUAAAGCAAAAAGCGACUAAAACAGGCAAAAAUAAGACCGCUACACCCAAAUCUCCACUAGAAGCAGUCACUGUUGAAGAAUCAACGCCUACUACCCGAAAACGUAAGGCAAAAGAAGUGGAGGAAUCUUUGCCCAAAAAGAUUAGAGGUGUCACUGAAAAGAUUGCAGAAUUAGAGAAAGAAGAAACCGAAAAAUCUGCUACCCCAAAAACAGAAGAAAUUUCUUCAAUCGAUAACAAGAAUGAGUCUAAACAAAUAAAAACGAUCAAAAAGAAGGUUACUUAUACAGAAGAAAUUACUUAUUUCCAAAUAAGUCCAGUUGGUAAAUCUAAAAAAGUCAACGAAGAAGUAAUAAGCAAGCAGCCUGCUAGGUCUAAAAGAGCCAAAAAAGAUGAGGCAGAAAUAGACAUAGAAGAAUCGACAGAAAGUCUAAAAAAACCUGCAACCAAAUCAACAAGAGGUAGAAAAACUGUACAGAAAGAAGAAAGCGAGUUACCUCCUAACAAAUCUAAAAAAGGCAUAGAUAUUGAUGAAUCGCCCAUUAAAACUACAGAUAAUCCAAAAAAAUCUACAAGAGUCAUACAGAAAGACAUAGAUAUAGAAGAACCUAUCAAAACCAUAGACAAUCCAAAAAAACCUGUCUCUAAAUCUACAAGAGGCAAAAAAGCUUUACAGAAAGAUGAAGAAAGUGAGUUACCUUCCAGCAGAUUUAUAACAGUAGUAGAUGUAGAAGAGUCCCCUAUUCAAGCUGCAGAAAGUCUGAAAAAAACUGUCACCAAAUCUACAAGAGGCAAAAAAGCUGUACAAAAAGAUGAAGAAACUGAAUUACCUUCCAGUAGAUCUAGAAGAGGCAAAAACGUAGUCAAACUACUAGAAGAUGCUGAAGAUAUCCAAGAGCAAAAGCCUACUCCUACUACUAGAUCCAAAAGAGGUCAAAAACGGGAGCCUUCUGAAGAAGCUGAGCAAAAGAAGCCUCAAAGAGACAAAGAAGAAGAGAAAGAACUCAAAGUAUCUUCAAGUAGAUCUAGAAAAGGCAAAACCGACGAAAAACCCAAGGAAGCAACUGUUGUUGAAGCGCCUAAACCUAAAAGAGGUAGACAAAAAAAAUCCAAAAAAGUUGUAGAAGAAGAUGCUUCCGAAGGAGACGAGGAAAAGAUCGACGAAAUUGUGCCGGUAAAGGCCGCUUCUAGAGCUAGAAGAGGUGCAAAGAAAGAUGCUGCUUCAGCAGACAGUGAUCAUACGGAAGAUAUAAAAGAGGCGAUACCUCAAAGAUCUAGACGUGGCAAAAAGGAAGUUAUCCAAGAUGAAGAAGAGGCUACACCAGUUCUUGCGAAAUCUAGAAGGGGCAAGAAACAGAUCGCUGAUGAAACAGAAGAAACUCCGAAGCCUAUUAAAGGCAAAGGUGGCAAAAAAGAGGACCAAUUAGUGCAAGAAACUCCGACAAAACAAUCUAAAAUAGUUAAAAAGGGAAAAACGCCAGAAAAAAAAGAGGCUGUUGAAGAAGAAGAAGAAGUGCAGAUAGAAGUUCCUUUGAGAUCUAGAAGAGGCAAAGAGACAGUCGAAGAAGACCUGAAAGUAAAAGUUCCUGUGAAAUCUAAAAGGGGUAAGAAGCAGACUGUUGAUGAAGCGGAAGAAACUCCGAAGCCUAUUAAAGGCAAGAGUGGCAAAAAAGAAGACCUUUUAGUGGAACAAACGCCGACCAAACAAUCUAAAAGAGUUAAAAAGGGAAAAACUCCAGAAAUAGAAGAUGCUAUUGAAGAAGUACAGAUAGUUCUUUCGAAAUCUAAAAGGGGCAAGAAAGUCGCCGUUGCGGAGGUAGAAGAACCAGCUGCAGAAGAAAAGCCAACUAGAUCGAAAAGGGGGAAGAAGGAAGAAUCUGAAGAAAUCAAUAGCACUCCUUUAAAAACGAAAAAAGGACAAAAAGAGACUAAGAAAGACAUUUCGGAAAAUGUAGAAGAAACUGUCCCAUCUAGAUCGAAAAGAGGCAGAAAAGAUGUCAUUUCUGAAGAAACGGAAGAAACGGAAAAGCUUUUUAGCAGAGCUAAAAGAGCCAAAAAGGAAGAAGCCGUGCCCGAGAAAAAAGUACCCGUGAAACGAGGUGGAAAGAAGCAAGAAUUGUUGGACAAAAAGAAGAAAAUCGCAGAUAAGUUAGAGGUUGCGGUCGACACGCCUACUAGACCGCGAAGGGGUUGUCGAAAAUAG